GCCUGUGAAUAUUAUUUUAAUCUGCAUUCCGCAGCUUUGCUGCCAAGACAAUGAUACUGAAGGUCUUUGUGUCGCUUCUACUUGUGUAUGGAACAGCAGGAAUCACGCCACCAAAGGGCAACCAAAGUAAACUUCCAUGUGCUUUUGAAGCUUAUGAUCUGGACAAGGAUGGCGAGGUUCAAAGAUCCGAGUUCCUUAAGAUUGCUCGUGGACAUCUUGAAGCUGGAACUAUUUUUAACCGAUUGGAUAUAAACGAUGACGGAAGCAUUGAAAAGCAGGAAUAUGUAAAGAUGUAUCCACUGCUUCGAACAGAAUACCGCAUUUUCAGACACUGUACACGGAAAGGUGUUUGUGAUUGUUGGCUUUGCUGCGUAUGGAAAAAGAAAUAAUCAAUUAGAUGUCAUUAUCUUCUAUUAAAAAA
Molecule: messenger RNA, 421 nt
Organism: Saccostrea cuccullata (small rock oyster)
Lineage: Eukaryota; Metazoa; Mollusca; Bivalvia; Ostreida; Ostreidae
Exons: 4
Coding region: 51-389 (112 amino acids)
Molecular function (GO): calcium ion binding
Source: RefSeq, a predicted model, not a curated record